AUGAAUUCCGACAAAGAUUUUAAUGUCACUGAGAUAAAUAAAUCACUGAAACGAUUCGGAUUAGCGGAUUAUUCAGUAUUUGUAUUCAUGCUGAUGAUGUGCUCCGUUGUGGGAAUUUACUUCGGAUACAAAGAUCAUAAAAAACAUCAUCAAAACAAAUUGUUAUCCAGGCGAGGUUCCGUUGAAUUGGACUAUUUAGUAGGGGGUAGAAAUAUGCAAGUUUUUCCCGUGGCCAUGUCUUUAGUCGCAUCAGGAUUAUCAGGGAUUACUUUAUUAGGAAUGCCCACAGAAGUUUACAUUUAUGGAAUAAACAUCGUUUACAUUUUUCCCACAAUGAUUUUCUUGGCCUUAUUUGUGCAUCAUGUCGUUAUUCCAGUUUUUUACAAUCUCCAAAUCGUUUCAACUUAUGAGUAUCUCGAGAUGCGAUUCAGCACUAAAGUGAGACUUUUUGGAUCGUUACUCUUUCUUCUUAGUAACGUGAUAAUUUAUGUUCCAGCUUUGUCCUUCAAUCAGACAACCGGAAUAAAUGUUCAAACUAUCAGCAUCUUUGUCUGCCUUGUUUGUGUCUUUUAUACUCUCUUAGGUGGGAUUAAAGCUGUCGUAUGGACUGACGUGAUUCAGAUACUGUUGAUGUACGGAUCUAUGACGUUUAUCAUAGUUAAUGGCGUUACAGACAUCGGCAGUCUAUCAAUUAUUUUUGAAAGAAACGCUCAAAGUUCAAGAUUCGCACCACCGAAUGUGAAUUUUGAUUUAACUGAGAGACAUUCAGCGUUGUCAUUAAUGAUUGGCGGAACGACAUUUUUCAUUAAUCUUUUUGGUAUCGGACAACCGAUGAUUCAACGUUAUUUGUCACUCCCUUCAAUUAAAGCUGCUAGGAAAGCACUGCUUUUGAACAUUAUCGGAGUUGUAUUAAUGGCUUCGAUGUGUUGUUUUUGUGGUCUGAUUAUAUAUGCGAAAUAUCACGAUUGUGAUCCUUUAACAACUAAAUUAGUGUCGGCUAAAGAUCAACUUUUACCACUACUUGUAAUGGAAAAUGUGGGAGAUGUUCCGGGAUUUCCAGGCUUAUUCAUAGCUGGCGUAUUUUCAGCAUCACUAAGCUCAUUAUCAACGGCACUUAACUCAGCAGCUGCUGUUGUUCUUGAAGACUUUUGGAAGCCAAAUUCAAAAAAAGAGCUUAGUGAGAAGCAAACAGCUUUCAUAAUGCGUUCAACAGUUUUUGUAUUGGGAGCUAUUUCGGUCGCACUCGUUUCAGUUGUACAAAAGUUAGGCGGAGUUUUACAACUUGGAAUGAGUUUAUUAUCAGCUUCAAAUGGACCUCUCUGUGGAUUAUUCUUUAUCGGAUUUUUCCUUCCAUGGAUCAAAGCGAAGGGAACACUUAUUGGAGCUCAUGUAUCAAUUGUGAUAUCAAUGUAUGUGGCAUUUAGAGCACAACUCGACCAAUCAUCCGGUGAAUUAAAUCAUGAUGUUAAGCCAACAUCAAUAGAUGGAUGCAGUUACAGUUUCAAUAUUCAAAAUUUCACCAAAGCUUCAACAUUGCCAGAAGACGAGACAGAAAUUUCCCUGAAACUUCAUCAUAUGUCGUAUUUCUUUUUUUCAGUCUUUGGAACUUUCAUUUGCAUUGUGGUCGCUUAUAUUGUAACGCUCAUUGAUCGAGAUACCGAUCCUUCGAAAGUUGAUACAAAACUUCUCGCUCCAUUUAUCAGAAAAUAUUUCGAUAAAAAUAAUUUAGAGAAUUUUCUUGAAGUAAAAGUUGAAGACAUGAAUGUUGAAUCUGAGACAAAUAAAGUUCGAGAAAUGAAUGUCGAUGAACUUAGUAAUUCUUUAAAACGAUUUGGAACAGCCGAUUAUGCAGUAUUUAUUACUAUGCUCGUCUGUUGUUCGAUGGUUGGACUUUAUUUUGGUUAUAAAGAUCAUGAGAAGCAUAAAAAGAUGUCAAAGAAGCAACAGGAAGAAGGUGGCACGGAAGCUUUAGAUUACCUCAUGGGCGGAAGAAAUAUGCAAGUUUUUCCUGUUGCAAUGUCACUCGUUGCGUCAUUCGUUUCUGGUAUUACAUUGUUAGGAACAAGUACCGAAAUUUAUUUGUAUGGAACGCAGUAUUGUUACAUUUUUAUCUCGAUUGCACUGGCGGCAUUCAUCAUGCAUCAUACAAUAAUUCCGGUUUUCCAUGAGCUUCAGAUAACGUCAACAUACGAGUAUUUGCAAAAACGUUUUGACCGAAAUGUUCGACUUUUUGGCUCGACUAUGUUUACAUUAGCGACUUGUUUGUGGAUGCCAAUCGUGAUUUACGUACCAGCUUUAUCGUUCAAUCAAACAACCGGCGUUGAUAUUCACAUAAUUACACCAAUUGUUAUGACUAUUUGCAUCUUUUAUACAUGUUUAGGCGGAAUUAAAGCAGUGGUUUGGACAGAUGUAAUUCAAAUUAUUUUAAUGUAUGGAACACUCGUCUUGAUUGUCAUUAAAGGCACAAUAAGUGUGGGAGGAUUAUCUGUAGUAAUUGAUAGAAAUUACGGUAGUGGAAGAUUUGAAGCACCUGAUUUUCGUUUGGAUCCAACAAUCAGACAUUCAUUCUGGACUAUUUUAAUUGGUGGUACAAUAUUCUGGUUGAAUGUGAAUGGAUUAAAUCAGAACAUGAUUCAGAGAUACAUGUCUCUGAAAGAUGUUAAAACAGCACGCAAAGGUCAAGUGAUGUAUGUGAUUGGAGUGACUGUUAUGAUUUUCCUUUGUGUUUACAAUGGCUUACUACUUUAUGCAAUGUACCAUGAUUGCGAUCCAUUAACAACUAAACUUGCUAAAGCGAAAGAUCAAUUGAUGCCUUUGCUUGUCAUGGAUAUUUUGAAGGAUCUCCCAGGCUUGCCAGGAUUGUUCAUUGCUGGUGUCUUCUCAGCUGCUUUAAGUUCACUUUCAACUGGUUUGAAUGCGAUGUCUGCGGUAGUUCUCGAGGAUUUUUGUAAGCCUUUCAUGAAGAAUGGAGUUACAGAACGACAAAGUGCUUACAUCAUGCGUGGCACCGUGUUGGUUAUAGGAAUUGUUUCAGUUGCACUCGUUUAUGUGGUUCAACAUUUAGGUGCAGUUCUUCAGUUAUCAAUGAGUGUUCCAACAGCGUGUUUUGGUCCAAUGCUUGGAGUUUAUGUUGUUGGUUUUACUUUGCCAUGGGUUGGAAAGCGUGCUACGCUGUACGGUGCUAUUAUUGGAUGCAUCACCAUGAUGACAAUUGUUUUUAAAGCUCAAGCUGAAAUGGCACUAGGGCAUAUGAAAUUUGAAUACAAACCAUUGUCAACUGAUGGUUGUGGAUACAACUUCACAGUUUCUAGUGAUAAAAAUUUAACCACAAACUCAACAAUUAAUGCUCAUCACGAUGACAAAAGCAUUUAUCACAUUUCUUAUCUUUAUUACACUCUUCUGGGUUCACUGGUCGUGACCGUUACGUCACUUCUAUUUAGCUUCAUUUUUGGCUUUCAAGAUCCAAAUGACGUCGACCCUAGGCUGUUGGCGCCAUUUUUAAGGAAAUACAUAAAACCAAUGCCGAAUAAACAACAAUUUAUUGAUGUAAAUGGAAAAGAAGUUGUCGUACAUAAUUUUGAUAUCAAAGAGAACACUUGUACAUAAGAAUUUUGGGUAUAUGUAACAGAUCUAAUGUGUAAUAAAAUUUAUCUGAAUAAAUAUCAAAAGCAAUUUUCUGUUUUUGUUGAC
Messenger RNA from Clunio marinus, 3690 nucleotides. Lineage: Eukaryota; Metazoa; Arthropoda; Insecta; Diptera; Chironomidae. The record is from the annotation of a GenBank genome assembly.